Molecule: messenger RNA, 2692 nt
Organism: Lutra lutra (Eurasian river otter)
Lineage: Eukaryota; Metazoa; Chordata; Mammalia; Carnivora; Mustelidae
Product: T-cell surface glycoprotein CD1a-like
Exons: 6
Coding region: 132-1448 (438 amino acids)
Biological process (GO): antigen processing and presentation, exogenous lipid antigen via MHC class Ib; immune response; antigen processing and presentation, endogenous lipid antigen via MHC class Ib
Cellular component (GO): external side of plasma membrane
Molecular function (GO): endogenous lipid antigen binding; exogenous lipid antigen binding; lipopeptide binding
Source: RefSeq, a predicted model, not a curated record
CUAGGGCUGGGGAACUGUGUGUUUUCAUGGGUUACUGUCUGAAUGGGAAGAAAAUGUAGGAGAGCUAGGAUCAGUUUCCAUGCCACACAGGACUCAUUAUGUAGUAUCUGAAUGAGGGGACAGGGAGCAGAAUGGAGGCUGGUGACAGGGAGAAGAUGGAAGCCAGAGAGGAGCGUCAGACCAGGAGGGGAACUGAGAGUCUGAGUAGGUGUACAGGAUUGAGUGAGGAGUACAUUUGCAUUUUAGCAGAGACUCAGGGAAGGCUUGUGUGCGGAGAAGGAAGUCAGAAGAGAGGGGCUGUGUGUGGGGUAGGUUUGUUAGAAAAGAGGUCAAAGACCGACUCUGUAAGAGAAAGAAAGCAUCUGCAAAUACUAAUGCUGUUCCUACAACUUUUGCUGUUGGUGGUUCUCCUCCCAGAUGGUGACAGUGAAGAUGAUUUCCAGGAGCCAGUCUCCUUCCGAAUCAUCCUGACCACAUCCUUUUACAACCCCUCCUGGACACAAAAUCAAGGCUCAGCUUGGCUGGAUGAUUUGCAGACUCACGGAUGGGACAAUAAGACCGGUGCUUUCAUUUACCUGCAGCCUUGGUCUAAAGGCAACUUCAGCAAUGAGGAGCUAACGGAAGUAGAAAAGUUAUUCUACACAUACUCCAUUAGAUCUCCUUCAACAUAUCAUAACCACGUCAGCCAAUGGCAGCUUGAAUAUCCCUUCCAGGUUCAGCUGGUGUUAGGCUGUGAUUCCCACUUUGGAGAAGCAUCAGUAGGCUUCAUGCAGAUUGCUUAUCAAGGAUCAGAUCUCAUGAGUUUCCAGAACACGUCAUGGUGGCCUUCUCCAAAGGGAGGAAGUAGGGCUCAGCAGGUCUGCGGAGUAUUCAAUCAAUACCAUGUUUUCAAUGAAAUAGUAUACAAACUCCUCACUGACUCUUGCCCCCAGUUCCUGUUGGGUCUUCUUGAAGCAGGGAAGGCGUAUCUCCAGCGACAAGUGAGACCAGAAGCCUGGCUGUCCACUGGCUCCAGUCCGGGUCCUGGCCAUCUUCUGCUGGUGUGCCAUGUCUCUGGCUUCUACCCAAAGCCUGUGUCGGUGAUGUGGAUGCGUGGUGAGCAGGAACAACAGGGCACCCAGCGAGGUGAUGUUCUGCCCCAUGGUGAUGGGACGUGGUAUCUUCAGGUGUCUUUGGAUGUGAAAGCCAGGGAGGCUGCUGGCCUGUCAUGCUUGGUGAGACACAGUAGUCUAGGAGGCCAGGACAUCAUCCUCUACUGGGAGAAGCCCCAUUCCAUGGGCUUGGUCUUCCUGGUGGUGAUAGUGUUCCUGGUGGUUCUGGCCGGUCUGACGUUGUGGCUCUGGAAGUGCUGGAAAACACACUGGAGACAUCCGUGCACUGACCUCCAUUCUGAACGAGAUCCCAACAGCCCAGGCUCCAGUACUUACCUAAACCCAAUUCAGUGGUGAAGUCCUUACAACUCUCUGGGCGCAAGUUUGACUUUCAGUUGUGCUUAAUGAUCAGUUGUCAAUAGAAGCUCAGUGUAAUUCAGUGGGGUUUGUUGUUCUGACUUGGUUCUGGAACUUAACUCUCAAAUUUAACUCAGUGUAAAAUGAAGUCCCAGCACCUCCAUGGGUGACAGACAACAGACACUUCUUCCAGAGAGCCCUCCCUUACUCAGAAGUGGAAGCUGUCUGUGGAGUGAGAAUUCCCACCACCUUUUCCUGCACUUUGACAGUUCUAUUCCCCAUCCCUGGUGCCUGUUUUCCCCAGUUAGGACAGUUUUCCUUCUAACUCUUAGGAUCCUUGAGAGCAAAGUCUAUAUGUUCUUCAUAUUUGUAUACUUGGGAAGGUGUCUCACCUGCAUGGAAAAUGUCCUCAAUAAAAACCCGUGUUGAAUUUAUGCUAAAUCCAUAGGUUCUCCUCUUCCUCCUCCUCCUCCUCCUCCUCUUCCUCCUCCUCCUCUUUCUUCUUCCAGACAUGCUUGUAGUUGUUGAGAUGUUUGCUGCUCUUCUUGUUAAAAGUCUUGUCACCUGGCCAAGGGAGUGCACAGUUUCCCUGUUCUGGUGACAUCUCCAGUCUCCUAAGUAGAAACACGUUUUCUGUGAAGAUUUGUAUUAUUUAACUACACAAACCUAUUGGAUGAAUCUGUUGCUCCAAGUAUUCUAGAUUAAACAGAAAUGCACGAUUUAGGCUUUUUUUUUUUUUUAAAUGUUUGCUGGACUCUGAGCAGCAGCAACAACUGUCACCCUGGGGCUUCUUAAAAUAUAAGGUCUUGGCCUCAGUUGACUUCCUGCAUCACAAUUUGCAUUUUAGCAAAAUCAGCAGGGAGAUUCACAGGUGCAGAAAUGUGAUGUCUGAGAGGUAGCCGAGUCUGUGAGUCCCUGAAGGGAGAGAACCGCUUCAGGAAAGAGAACAGGGGUGUUGUGGUCAGGAAUGAAUGGAGAUCCAGCAGAGACCACGCAUACAGUGCCUCCUGGCAUUCGCGGCUGCUAUUUACAGCUUCUAGGACUCUGAGUCAGAGAUAGUGAGCCAUUGCUCCUAGGGGAAAGGCAGGGUUCAGGUUCUGGGGGGUCUUUGCUCAUGAUCCUUGCCACUUGUUUCAUGUGUAUUUCUGUUUAAAGACAGGUUCUUGGGGUGCAUGGGUGGCUCAGCCAGUUAAGCUGCUGCCUUUGGCUCUGCUAUUACUCUCAAGGUCCUGGGAUUGAGCUGU